Pseudoliparis swirei is the source of this 2960-nucleotide messenger RNA. RefSeq names its product chorion transcription factor Cf2-like. Lineage: Eukaryota; Metazoa; Chordata; Actinopteri; Perciformes; Liparidae. The transcript has 2 exons. Bases 345 to 1406 code for a protein of 353 amino acids. The record is from RefSeq and is a predicted model, not a curated record.
GUGGACUUUGUAGAAAGUGUAACCUCAGACUCACGAAGCUCGCGUCGCGUGGCAACAGGAAGGAGACGGAGACGGAACUCGGCCACACGGCGCGAGUCGCAGCGACUCUCUGGAGACUAAACGGCGCGUCUCAUCGCCCACGAUGUCCACGUGACCCUGUGCGAGCGACUCUGUGUUGUUCCGCUUCAUCGGAAACGUCCGGAUUGUGUCCUCGUGUCCUGCGGAGCUCAUGACGUCAUCGUGCCAGCAGGAGAUACACGGACCCGAGCGACACCGAGCGGAGCCGAGUGAGCGACGCGUUUUUAACGGAGCUGUCUGGAGGAAACGUUUCUGAGCUCGUGAAAAUGUCUAAAGCCCAAAUGCUGAGAGGUUUAGUCAACCAGCGACUCACUGCGGCUGCGCAGGAGAUCUGCGGGCUGUUUGAAGGAACGAUCGCAGAGUACGAGGAGGAACUGUGUAGUUUAAAAGAGGAGAACGAGCGGCACCGGAAGCUGCUGCACGCCGUGUUCAACCCGGAAGUCCGGUUGCAACGAGCAGACGUCCGGCAGCUGUUGGUGGUUAAAGAAGAGGUUCCUUUUGAGCAGCAGUUCUGGAGCUCCAGUCUGGACCAGGUGCAUCUAGAGCCCUCGCUAGUUAAAGAGGAACGGGGGGACCAGGAGAACCCUCAGCCCCCCCACAUUAAAGAGGAACAGGAGGACCAGGAGAACCCAGAGCCCCCCCACAUUAAAGAGGAACAGGAGGAACUCUGGACCAGUCAGGAGGGAGAGCAGCUUCAAGGGCUGGAGGAGGCUGGUCUCAAGUUCUCAUUCACUCCUGUGAAGAGUGAAGCUGAAGAGGAAGCUCAGUCCUCUCAGCUUCAUCAAAGACAAACUGAACCGAUGGAAAUAGAAGCUGAUGGAGAUGAUUGUGGAGGACCAGAACCAGCCAGGAACCCAGAUGCAGAUAGACCUCUAGAUCCUGAUGAGGAGACUGGAGACUCUUCUGAACCAGAUAUUGAUGAGAAGACUGGAGAUUGUUCUGAACCAGAUCCUGAUGACUCUGUUGAUUGGAAAAAGACCAGAGAACCAGGUUUCAACUCUCUGAAUAAUGAUGACGUUUAUGUCAGUGAUUCAAAAUCUAGUUCUAGUGAAAAACCUUUCAGCUGCUCAAUCUGUAAAACAUCUUUUACAGAGAGGCGUCAUUUAAAGAGACACAUGUUAACUCACACAGGAGAGAAACUGUUCAGCUGCUCAGUCUGUAAAAGAUCUUUUACAGACAGAGGAAAUUUAAAGAGACACAUGUUAAUUCACACAGGAGAGAAACCUUUCAGCUGCUCAGUCUGUAAAACAUGUUUUAGAGAGAGGAACUUUAAAGAGUCACAUGUUAACUCACACAGGGGAGAAACCUUUCAGCUGCUCAGUCUGUAAAACAUGUUUUAGAGAGAGAGGAACUUUAAAGAGUCACAUGUUAACUCACACAGGUGAGAAACCUUUCAGCUGCUCAGUCUGUAAAAGAUGUUUUACACGGAGCAGUCAUUUAAAGAGACACAUGUUAACUCACACAGGAGAGAAACCGUUCAGCUGCUCAGUCUGUAAAAGAUGUUUUGCACAUAGAGGAAAUUUAAAGAGUCACAUGUUAACUCACACAGGAGAGAACCCAUUUUAGUUGUUCUUGUUUUGGUAAAGUUGACAUUUAUUCCACUCCCUCACUUGUCAUGAAGACCGUGAGAAACCUCCCUCGCUGAUCACUGUUCUGACUUGGGAUUAAUGGAUGUCAGGAUCAGUUAAACAUGAAUUAAUUAGGCAAACCAAAAGCUGGAGACCGCAAUGAAAAGAUGCUUAGGAUGAAGAUGUACUGAGAACGGAGUUAAAUGAAGAAUUUGGGAAUUUCAAACAGAGAUGAGGCAUAAAGUCCACCUCCUCUCGUGCCACCUGCACUCUGUUUUGUGGUGCCACCAUAAAGUAAUGCUCGAUUCAGAGAAACAAUGGAGUCAAUCUGUAAAGAUGUGGGCACAACAGUCAGAAAAUGUGUUCUCCGACAUAUUUCAUGCCCAUCUGAAUUAUUGUACACAAAUCUAUGUACAGGUUAUUUGUGAAUGUAGAAACAGUGACAAUGAAAAUAUGAAACCAUGUUUAUGCCAAAAAAAAUAGCCGGACACUGCAGGGAAUCGAACCCCAUCCCAGUAAAGCAUGAGUACCAUUACCAGUGCCUUGUUUUAUUUUUGAGGCUUGUGGGUUAUAAUAUUUUUUCCAUCACACCUUGUUUUGUUUUUUCAGAACUUUUUAUUUUGCAUUUUCCACAAACAGUUUAUUCCUUGACAUCGAGAAGAAAAAAAUAUAUAUAUAUAUCUACAACAAAAUAAAAUCAGCACACGUCCAAAUCCAUCUAUAUCCACAUACACACCCAUCCCCUCCCACAUGUUUAUAGUUAUACAUCUACCCUCCAAGAGUAGGACCCAAUGAGGUGGGAGGGAAGGACCAAACAAUCAAACUACAUACAACCAAAUGAUAAGCAUUAAAUACAAAGUGAAAGGUAAAAGGCAUUAAUGUGAAAAAUAAAAUAAAGAAAUCAACAGACAUUCAUUUCAUACCCAGAUUUUUCAUAGACCUCUUUGUUUUGCAGUUGCACUCUAUGUGUACAGCCUCAACCCCUCUCAGUUAUAACAUCUACAUCCAAUAUCGACUCUAGAUAUAACGUCACACACAAAUAUGAAGAGAUUACAAGAGGUGUAUUAAAAUAUCUGAUUUUUAGUUUCCAAUCAAAUUCUUUCCAUAAUUGGCUAUUGAUUCCUUUAUGACAUUUAUUGUACAGAUCUUCCCAUGUUGCAUCUUCAAUUCUAACAUUUAUUUCCAAUUCCCACUUUUCCUUGAUGUUCAAUGUAUUUUGUGUUCUGUCAGCUGUAAGCCUUCUAUAUAUGUGGGAGACGUGGUUUUUAGUUGGAAAGCCGUUUUCUGCUAUACUAAUAAAAUAGUCUUCCAUUA